Messenger RNA from Scutellospora calospora, 165 nucleotides. NCBI's taxonomy places the organism in Eukaryota, Fungi, Glomeromycota, Glomeromycetes, Diversisporales, Gigasporaceae. The record is from the annotation of a GenBank genome assembly.
AUGCCUACAAUCGAAGAGGUUAUAGAAGAAAUGCAAGAAAAUGAAUCUGAAGAAGAAGAACCAAAAAAGCAAACCUCUAUUAUACCAACUCAAGCUAUUACUGGAAUAGACUCAGUAUUGGAUUAUAUUGAACAGCUUGAAUCAAAUUUUAAAAUUGAUAUUAAA